Messenger RNA from Corylus avellana, 603 nucleotides. RefSeq lists its product as uncharacterized. The record is from RefSeq and is a predicted model, not a curated record. Lineage: Eukaryota; Viridiplantae; Streptophyta; Magnoliopsida; Fagales; Betulaceae. Gene Ontology annotation, molecular function: RNA-DNA hybrid ribonuclease activity; nucleic acid binding.
AUGGCUGAGGCACGUGAAGCACUGGCUUUGUUUCAAGAAGCAAAUUUAAGUGAGGACAAUGGACACCCAGACGGUGAAGACUCUGAAGUGCGGCAGCAUGUGGAAAUCUGGAAGGCACCUCCAAUAGGUCUAGUCAAGAUGAACUGGGAUGCUGCAGUGGACUCAAAACAAGGAAAAAUUGGACUGGGUUGUAUAGCCCGGACAUCAAAUGGUGCUUUUCUAGCAGCUCAGAGUAUGACAAAAAUGUUUAGAACUGAACCGGCAGUGGCCGAAGCUUUGGCAACUUCAUAUGCGGUUAUUUUUAGCAGGGAAUUGGGUCUACAGCGAAUCAUUUUCAAAGGGGACGCCCAGACCAUUGUCAAGGAAGUUAACAAAGAAGGUCCCUGUUUGAGCAAAUAUGGGCUCCUUGUGGAGGGAAUCCAAGGUGAAAUGAGGACCUUUGAGACUGCUCAGUUUAAUUUUGUCAGGAGGGAAGCUAAUAAGGCUGCUCAUCGGUUAGCUAAACUAGCUACCACCCAUGUCACAGAUGCUACUUGGUUGGAUUCUGUUCCGCCGGAGGUCUGUUGUAUUGUAAGAGGAGAAGCAAAUAUCUCUUCGUUGUGA